Molecule: messenger RNA, 2554 nt
Organism: Fundulus heteroclitus (mummichog)
Lineage: Eukaryota; Metazoa; Chordata; Actinopteri; Cyprinodontiformes; Fundulidae
Gene: g6pd
Product: glucose-6-phosphate dehydrogenase
Exons: 14
Coding region: 248-1789 (513 amino acids)
Biological process (GO): glucose metabolic process; pentose-phosphate shunt, oxidative branch
Cellular component (GO): cytosol
Molecular function (GO): glucose-6-phosphate dehydrogenase activity; NADP binding
Source: RefSeq, a predicted model, not a curated record
UUGCCUUGUCACCACAACAGGGAAGUAGGCAGCACUUACAAACUCCCGCAUCGCCGAGGCUCGGCUGUCGUCGCAGGGAGUUUGCAGAGCACACCCUGCGUCCCGUCCGUGGGGUUCCGUUCAGGAAUUAACAGCCAGGUUAUCGCCUCCUUAACCAGCCUAGCGCCGACGUCGCCGCCAGGAGAAAGCAGCUGAUCAAGAACCGCCUUCAGACUCCAGAACGAGGAGCACAGCAGCAGACGAGAAAAUGAGCCUUCCUCUGUCCCGUUCGGAGGUGUUUGGGGAGCUGCGCCAGGAGCUCUACGACGAUGUAGAGUUCCAUCAGUCCGACGUGCACAUCUUCAUCAUCAUGGGCGCGUCGGGGGAUCUGGCAAAGAAAAAGAUCUACCCAACUUUGUGGUGGUUGUUCAAAGAUGGCCUCCUUCCUGAGCGGACGUAUUUUGUAGGCUUCGCUCGCUCCGACCUCACAGUCGACGCCAUCAAGACUGCUUGCAUGCCGCACAUGAAGGUGACGGAGACGGAAGUGGAGCGGUUGGCGGCCUUCUUUGCCAGAAACUCUUACAUCAGCGGGAAAUACGGAGACGACGCCUCCUUCUCCAAACUCAACGAGCACAUGGAGUCUCUGCCGGGGGGGCCUGAGGCUAACCGUCUCUUUUACCUGGCCCUGCCGCCGACCGUCUACCACGAUGUCACCAAGAACAUCAGGCUUCGAUGCAUGAGCACAAAGGGCUGGACCAGAGUGAUUGUUGAGAAGCCGUUUGGACACGACCUUCAGAGCUCAGAGGAGCUGUCCACACACCUCUCCUCUCUCUUCACCGAGGACCAGAUCUACCGUAUCGAUCACUAUCUGGGCAAAGAGAUGGUGCAGAACCUCAUGGUCCUCAGGUUUGGGAACCGAAUCUUUGGGCCCAUCUGGAACAGAGACAGCGUUGCCUGUGUUGUGCUCACCUUUAAAGAACCCUUCGGCACUCAGGGACGAGGAGGAUACUUUGAUGAUUUUGGCAUCAUUCGAGACGUGAUGCAGAACCACCUGCUGCAGAUGCUCUGCCUGGUGGCCAUGGAGAAGCCAGCUUCCACCAGCUCUGACGACGUCAGGGAUGAAAAGGUGAAGGUGCUGAAGUGUAUUGCUCCAGUGACCAUGUCCGAUGUGGUGCUGGGCCAGUACGUGGGGAAUCCUGAGGGGGAAGGAGAAGCUAAGCUGGGUUACCUUGAUGAUCCGACUGUACCCAAAGGAUCGACUCAGGCAACCUUUGCCACCGCCGUGCUCUAUGUGCACAACGAACGCUGGGAUGGUGUCCCUUUCAUCCUGCGCUGCGGUAAAGCUCUGAAUGAGAGGAAAGCCGAGGUGCGGCUGCAGUUCACGGAUGUGCCGGGAGACAUUUUUGAGACCAAGUGUCAGAGGAACGAGCUGGUUGUUCGGGUGCAGCCCAACGAGGCCAUCUACGCCAAGAUGAUGAGCAAGAAACCCGGAGUUUACUUCAGCCCUGAAGAAACAGAGCUGGACCUCACCUACAAGAGUAGAUACAAGGAUGUGAAGCUCCCAGAUGCUUAUGAACGACUCAUCCUGGAUGUGUUCUGCGGUAGCCAAAUGCAUUUUGUACGCAGUGAUGAACUGAGAGAAGCUUGGAGGAUCUUCACACCUCUUCUUCAUCAGAUAGACAAAGAGAAGCCAAAGCCUAUUCCUUAUAAAUAUGGAAGUCGUGGGCCCUCAGAAGCAGAUGACCUGGUUCAGAAAGUUGGAUUUCGUUAUGAAGGCACUUACAAAUGGGUCAACCCUCACAAACUCUGAAUAGUAAUGAGAUGCGGGCUUAGGGAGGAGUAGACGUAAAGGAGUAGGAGGGGUGCUGCAGAAAAAAGCGAGCCAUCCCGGCAGGGAAGAGUCUCAGAGGGACGCGAGCAAGAAACAAAUUGAAAACCAUUUCUCAGGUAUCGUUAUUAUUCCGAGGAGCUUUCAGAAACACCCGCAUGAGGAUUAUGAGUUAAUAUUAGGUGCCACAGCUGCGCUGGUUGGUACUUUUUAUACACACAGAACAAUUUAGUCUUAUUUUAUGGCGAGACAAAGUUCCUUUUUUAGAUAAGAGCAAUGAAAGCUGAAUUAGUUACAUUUCCCCGUCUGUUAGAAUUAAGACUGAAAAGUAAAAGGAACGGGAUGGUCACAAGAGCCGAGGAACGGCGUGCACACCAGCUGUUAGUCUUAUACUCUCUAUAAAUGCUAUUAUGCUUGCACUGCAAAGAUAGUGACAUACAUAGGAUUGUUGUUUUAUUUUGCUUUUCCUGUCUGGGAUAAAUGCUUUAAGUUAGCAGGAGUCUUAACUUUUGUCCAGGACAAGGAAUACCAGCGGAGGCUUUAUUGGGCCAACUCAGAGCUUCAUUCCAUUUUGUGUUUACAUUUUUGAUUUUUUAACCUUUAUUGAUUCCAUAUUUUAACAUAUCCAGGCAGCAGGUGCGUUGGCUACAAAUCAGCUGAAUGUCAGACUGAACGCUGCUGCUGCUGCUCACUUUAUGUAAAGGUAGCUACACUUCCAUUACGUUCAAUAAACUAGUUUUGCUUCUA